Messenger RNA from Fundulus heteroclitus (mummichog), 7334 nucleotides. It is a transcript of the gene ints1, whose product is annotated as integrator complex subunit 1. Gene Ontology annotation, cellular component: integrator complex. Gene Ontology annotation, biological process: U2 snRNA 3'-end processing. The record is from RefSeq and is a predicted model, not a curated record. The coding region runs from base 177 to 6779 and encodes 2200 amino acids. Lineage: Eukaryota; Metazoa; Chordata; Actinopteri; Cyprinodontiformes; Fundulidae. The transcript has 48 exons.
UGCUGUCGUGACGCCACCUGACGCAGGGUGGCGGUGUAAGUAAUGUAAUCAGUUAGGGGCCCAAAACAGCAGAAGAAGAAGCCGCCGUUGCUCAAUGCUUUUAGGUUCCUCAAAGCUAAAUAAUGCCAUUAGUUCAUCCUGCUAUUUGAGGUUCUUGCACCUUGUCCAUAAAGAAGAUGAAUCGCCCAAAGCCUACAACACUGAGGCGCCCAAGUGCUGCAAAACCGUCGGGGCAUCCUCCACCAGGGGAUUUCAUCGCUCUAGGCUCAAAGAGCCAGUCAGGCGAGCCCAAAGCACCUCCUGUCCUCUUAAAGCCAGCCUCGACAAGUUUACCCGCUGACCGCAAGAGAGAGGCUUCCUCCACUCUGCCCUCCUCGUCUGGUCUGUCCACCCUAACCAAGAGACCCAAAUUACCCACUACUCCACCUGUCAGUGCUCUGGGACGCCUUGCCGAUGUCGCGGCAGUGGAUAAGAGGGCUAUAUCACCCUCAAUAAAGGAGCCUUCGGUGGUACCCAUCGAAGUGUCUCCAGCCGUUCUGCUGGAUGAGAUCGAAGCCGCAGAGUCAGAGGGAAACGAUGAUCGCGUGGAGGGAUUGCUCUGUGGAGCAGUGAGGCAACUGAAGAUGAACAGAGCCAAGCCCGAUAUCACUCUGUACCUCGGCUUAAUGUUUCUGGCCAAAAUCAAGCCCAAUGUCUUUGCAACCCAAGGAAUUAUUGAGGCAUUGUGCAGCCUCCUGCGUCGGGACGCUUCCAUCAACUUUAAGGCAAAAGGCAACAGCCUGGUGUCGGUUCUGGCGUGCAAUUUGCUCAUGGCAGCCUAUGAGGAAGAUGAGAACUGGCCAGAGAUAUUUGUCAAAGUUUACAUUGAGGACUCGCUCGGAGAAAGGAUAUGGGUUGACAGUUCCCACUGUAAGACGUUUGUUGACAACAUCCAGACGGCGUUUGGUACAAAGAUGCCACCAAAGAGCAUGCUGUUGCAGACUGACAGUGGUCGCACACCUGGGGAUCUCAGUGCAGGUAACAGCCCUCAUCCGUCAACACCAGAUGAGGAUGACAGCCAAACGGAAUUACUGAUAGCAGAAGAGAAACUUAGUCCUGAGGAUGAAGGCCAAAUCAUGCCGAGAUAUGAGGAAUUGGCAGAAAGUGUGGAAGACUACGUGCUGGACGUCUUGAGGGAUCAGCUGAACCGCAGGCAACCGAUGGACAACGUGUCCCGAAAUCUGUUGCGUCUGCUCACAGCAACAUGUGGCUACAAAGAGGCGCGCCUUCUGGCUGUGCAGAGGUUGGAGAUGUGGCUCCAGAACCCAAAGCUGACUCGACCCGCUCAGGACCUCCUCAUGUCGUUGUGCAUGAACUGCAGCACCCACGGAGCAGACGACAUGGAGGUGAUCUCCAGCCUCAUCAAGAUCCGCCUGAAACCUAAAGUCCUUCUGAACCACUACAUGCUGUGUGUCAGAGAGCUGCUAAAUGCACAUAAAGACAACUUGGGCACGAUGGUGAAGCUGGUGAUUUUCAACGAGCUUUCUAAUGCCAGGAAUCCCAACAAUAUGCAGGUUCUGCACACGGUGCUGCAGCACAGCCCGGAGCAAGCACCGAAGUUCUUGGCGAUGGUGUUCCAGGACCUGCUGACCAAUAAGGACGAUUACUUGCGAGCUUCCAGGGCUUUGCUCAGAGAGAUCAUCAAGCAGACCAAGCAUGAGAUCAAUUUCCAGUCGUUUUGUUUCGGCUUGAUGCAGGAGAGAAAAGAGGCCAGCUAUGUGGACAUGGAGUUCAAAGAGCGCUUCGUGAUCCAGGUGACUGAUUUACUCACGGUCUCCAUGAUGUUGGGCAUCACUGCUCAGGUUAAGGAAGCUGGCAUUGCGUGGGACAAAGGGGAGAAAAAGAAUCUGGAAGUCUUGCGGUCUUUCCAGAAUCAGAUUGCUUCCAUCCAGAGAGACGCUGUGUGGUGGCUUCACACCGUGGUCCCUACCAUCAGCAAAGUGGGCGCAAAAGACUAUGUUCACUGCCUUCACAAGGUGCUUUUCACCGAGCAGCCUGAGACUUAUUACAAGUGGGACAACUGGCCUCCAGAAAGUGACAGAAAUUUCUUCCUUCGCCUUUGCUCUGAGGUGCCGUUGCUCGAGGACACCCUGAUGCGCAUCCUGGUCAUCGGGCUGUCCCGCGACUUGCCUCUGGGCCCGGCCGACGCCAUGGAGCUCGCGGAUCACCUGGUCAAGAGAGCCGCUGCGGUUCAGUCUGACGGUGCGCGGGGAUGCGCUCCGGCUGUUGCUGUUUACGAACACAAUCUAGAUGUCCUUAGAGUGGAGAGGAUCCAGCUCAUUGAUGCUGUGCUGAAUCUGUGUACAUACCACCAUCCAGAGAACAUUCAGCUGCCAGCAGGGUACCAACCGCCAAAUUUGGCGAUCUCCACUCUCUAUUGGAAAGCGUGGCUUCUCUUACUGGUUGUGGCUGCCUUUAAUCCCCAAAAAAUAGGCUUGGCUGCCUGGGAUGGUUAUCCUACACUGAAAAUGCUAAUGGAGAUGGUAAUGACAAAUAACUACACGUACCCGCCAUGCACCAUCUCUGACGAGGACACCAAGACGGAAAUCAUCAACAGGGAGUUGCAGAUCUCCCAGCGAGAGAAACAGGAGAUCUUGGCCUUUGAGAGCCAUUUGGCGGCCGCCUCUACUAAACAGACCAUCACAGAGAGCAACAGCUUGCUGCUGUCUCAGCUCACCAGCCUGGACCCACAGGGUCCUCCGCGUCGGCCUCCUCCUCAGGUCCAGGAGCAGGUGAAAAGCCUCAACCAGUCUCUCCGUCUCGGUCAUCUCCUCUGCCGCAGCCGCAGCCCCGACUUUCUGCUCAACAUCAUCCAGAGACAGGCGUCCUCUCAGUCCAUGCCCUGGUUGGCCGACUUGGUCCAGUCCAGUGAGGGGUCCCUGGACGUGCUUCCAGUACAGUGUCUGUGUGAGUUUCUUCUGCACGAUGCUGCCGACGACAGCUUGCCAGUGGAGGAUGACGAAGAUGCAGAGAGCAAAGAGCAGAAAGCCAAAAAGAGACAACGACAACAAAAGCAGAGGCAGCUACUUGGACGACUCCAAGAUCUUCUCUUGGGUUCUAAGGCUGAUGAACAGACAACCUGUGAAGUUCUCGAUUACUUCCUGCGACGUCUUAGCUCUUCCCAAGCUGCUUCCAGAGUCCUAGCCAUGAAGGGUCUGUCUUUGGUGCUGAGUGAAGGAGGCCUAAAAGAUGGAGAGGAGCGAGAGCAGCCCAUGGAGGAAGACUCCGCAGACGCUGAACUUCUGCCUGGGUACCAGUGGCUGCUGCAGGACCUCCCGAAGCUCCCCUUAUUCGACAGCGUCCGGGGAAUGACCUCCACCGCUCUGCAGCAGGCUAUUCACAUGGAAACAGAUCCACAGACCAUCAGUGCGUACCUCAUCUACCUUUCCCAGCACGCUCCCAUAGAGGAGCAGGCAGCUCAUAAUGACCUAGCACUGGACAUCGCCCGUCUGAUUGUGGAGCGCUCCACCAUCAUGAACAAUUUGUUUUCCCGACACUCCACCAGACCCGAAUCUGAUGCAGUGCUCUCCGCUUUCCUUACUAUAUUUUCUACCUACAUCAAGAGGAUGAGGAAGACUAAGGAGGGCGAGGAUCUGUACAGCUGGUCAGAGUCCCAGGACCAAGUGUUCCUCCGCUGGACCACUGGAGAGACGGCUACGAUGCACAUUCUCGUGGUCCAUGCAAUGGUCAUCCUGCUGACGCUGGGACCACCCAAAGGAGAGAGUGAUUUUUUUGCUCUCUUGAACAUCUGGUUUCCUGAAAAGAAACCUCUGCCUACUGCCUUCCUGGUUGACACCUCAGAGGAGGCUCUGCUGCUGCCGGACUGGUUGAAACUGAGGAUGAUCCGUUCAGAGGUCUCUCGAUUGGUAGAUGCAGCUCUACAGGACUUGGAGCCUCAGCAGCUCCUGCUGUUUGUUCAGUCCUUCGGUAUCCCCGUCUCCAGCAUGAGCAAACUCCUGCAGUACCUGGAUCAGGCUGUCUCUCACGACCCAGAUAGUCUGGAGCAAAACAUCAUGGACAAACACUACAUGGCUCAUUUGGUGGAGGUGCAGCAUGAGCGAGGUGCCACUGGGGGGCAUACCUUCCAUGCUCUGCUGAGCUCAUCCCUACCUACAAGCAGAGAUUCUUUGGAAACUUGUAAGGCCAAAGUUACGGUGGAAACGCAUCAGAGCUCUGUAAAAAUGAGAGCAGCCACUCAACUUCCAUCCGUCAGACCUGAGGAUGAUCUCACCGGCAUGUUGCUGCAGAUUUUCCCCAUAAAGGUGGACCCCCGUUGGCACGGGCCUCCUCCCAGCCAGCUCUCUCUCGCCCUGCAGCAGACCUUGGCUAAGGAGCUGAUACGGGCCAGACAAGGGCAGAUUCAGCAGGGCGGUGUGGCCUUUCGUCUCCUGCAGGCCAUCGCAGCCCUGCUCACUUCCACCCACGCAGGGCCCAUCGUCAUGUCAAUGCAUCGCAGCCAUGCUCUCUCUUGCCCUCUAAUGCGUCAGCUUCAUCUGUACCAGCGUCUUGUAUCCAAGGACAUUGCCUUCUCCUCUCUAUUCCUAAAAGUCGUCGUCGAGAUGUUAAGGUGGUUAGACAACCCGACGGUGGAGGUCGGACCUCUGAAGUCCCUCCUGAAAUCCUUCGCCGGUCAGAGCACUCACAUACAGCGGCCCAGUGACGUGCGCACAGGGUUCAUCCAUCUGGCCGAGGCCUUCGCGUAUCGCAGAGACCCCGAGGUGCCGCUGAGAGCCGUCAUGGCAAUGCUGAAAGCUGGAGAACGAUGCAAUGCUGAAGCUGAGCUCAUUGGCAAAGUGCUGCACGGGUUGAUGGAGGUAAAGUCACCAUAUUUGGAGGAGCUGCUGUCUCUGCUGAUGACCGUUGGUACUCAGAAUGGGACCGCUGGCCCUGUGGCCAUGGUGAUAUCCCUGCUCCUUCAGGACUCUGAAGAGCGAACAGCGAAAAAGGAAGCGGACACAAAGAGUGGCACUGAAGUAACAAGGUCAGGACUGAACUCCGGGCUGCUGGUUGAUUGGCUGGAGCAUCUUGACCCUGAAGUUACGUCAGUGUGUCCAGACCUGCAGCAGAAGCUGCUUUUUGCCCUCAACAAGGCACGGGGCACCCCUGCUUAUAGACCUUAUCUCUUGGCCCUGCUGACUCAUCAGUCCAACUGGUCCACCCUGCUGCAGUGCAUCAGCGCUCUUCUUGGCAAGCACAGAGACUACAAACUGGAUCCAUCAUCAGCCCUCGACUUCCUCUGGGCAUGCAGUCAUAUUCCACGCAUCUGGCAAGGACGCGACCAGAAGAUCCCCCAGAAGAAAACGGAGAAGUUUGUGCUGCGACUGAGCUCUGAAGAGCUCAUCAGCCUAGUGGACCUGAUCCUGUCAGAGUCGAAGCUCAGCAGUGUCAGCUCGCCCAGUGACGAUAAAAGUGGCCUGGACCAGGCCUCCUGCUCCCUUAUCCAGUCCAGACUGCCCCUCCUUCACUCCUACUGCGACGGGUCCCUUGAAAACAUCAAGAAAGUCUCAGAAUACCUCAUUAACUGCACAAAGAAGUGGGAUGACAGUGCGAUGAGUAAAUGGUGCCAGAACCUGCUGCUGCAGAUCUAUCUCCACUUCCCUGAGGUCAUCCAGCACGUAACCCUGCCUGGAGACACGUUUAGCAGUGGCGGGACCGCAGACGGUAGCAGCUGCAAGCUGGACGUACUGGUUCAUCGCCUUGUCACGCUGCUUGCUGAUGUCGGAGACUCAAAGUCUACUGAGGGUCGGGUCUCUGAUGCCAAUCUUGCCUGUAGGAAGCUGGCCGUGUCGCAUCCGGUUCUUUUGCUCAGACACAUCCCCAUGAUUGCAGGACUCUUACACGGUCGCAUUCACCUAAACAUGCUGGAGUUCCGGCAGCAAAACCACAUGACGUUCUUCAGCAACGUUCUCGCCAUCCUGGAGCUCCUGCAACCUCUCCUUUUCCACAGCGACCACCAGAGGGCGCUUCAGGACUGCCUCCUGUCCUUUAUGAAAGUCCUUCAGAACUUUCAGAGAAGUCGUUCUCCACUGAUCUUCAUCAAUAAGUUUCUGCAGUUUACACAGAAGUACAUAACACACGAUGCAGCAGCUGCCAUUCCUUAUUUACAGAAGCACUCUGACAUCUUACAGAGUCUCAGUGCAGAAAACCCAGAUCUGGUUCAGCUAAAAUCCCUUCUAGCUGGACUCACGUUGCCAGUGAGAAGCUCCUCUGCAGACGUCACAACAGAAGAAAAAGAUGAUGACUUAUCUACCGGCUCUCUGCCUCUGGUCAACAUAUCUGCUCCAUUUACACUGAGCGCUGCCGAUAUGACAAUGUACUUGAAAAAGAUGUCAAACGGAGAAGCAGUGGAGGAUGUGCUGGAAGUGUUGACAGAAGUGGAUGAGAAGUCAAGGAGGAGUCCAGAAAUCAUACAGUACUUCACUAAUGACCUGCAGAGACUCAUGACCUCGUCUGAGGAGUUGAGUCGGAACAUGGCCUUCAGUCUGGCCCUGCGCUGCAUUCAGAAUAAUCCUAGCUUGGCGACAGACUUCCUGCCAACUUUCAUGUACUGUAUAGGGAGCGGUAACUUUGACGUGGUACAGACUGCUCUAAGGAAUCUUCCAGAAUACGUACUUCUAUGUCAAGAGCAUGCAGAUAUUUUGCUCCACAAGGCGUUUUUGGUCGGCAUCUAUGGACAAAUUGACACCAGCUCAGUGAUCUCUGAGUCCAUGAAGGUGCUUCAUAUGGAAGCAACAACUUAACUGCAACUUCCAGUCUGACUGAAGAUGGCGUCAUUCUUUCUUGGUAUUCCACGGUCUCUCAGAUCAAAGAUUCUCCCCUAAAACCUUAAAGCAAGUAGUGUUAUAACUCCUGCAUCAAUUAAUGACUUUUUGCAUAAGCCAUUUAAAAUGCCUUUACAGAAGUGAAAAUCUUGGGAGUGUUGAAUACAACCAUUUAACAUUAAUUUCAUAUUGCAAAUUUUAGACGAUAUACCAAAUUUGAUUUCUGAUGUAAUAGUAAUAAUUAUAAAUAUGAAGUGUAAUUGGUUUAUUUAAGACUCUCCAUUCAAAAAUAUGCAAUAAAUAACCUUUUAGAAUGAAAUGUGAAAGGUAAAUGAAACGUGUAUUGUAAUUGUUUAAGAAUAAAUGUAAAAGUGGUUUUGCAUUUAAAAGCAUUUUUUUUUUAUAAAGUUAUUAAUUUGCAAGCAAACGAGUUAUUACAUUACUUCAUUUCAUCAUCAUACCAAGUUUGUUAACUCUGUUUUGGCUGGAAAGGUGGAAAAUAAAAUAUUGCUGGUACCGCACGGUAAAAUUAUA